Messenger RNA from Glycine soja, 890 nucleotides. RefSeq names its product enhancer of rudimentary homolog. Bases 242 to 550 code for a protein of 102 amino acids. NCBI's taxonomy places the organism in Eukaryota, Viridiplantae, Streptophyta, Magnoliopsida, Fabales, Fabaceae. The transcript is spliced from 4 exons. The record is from RefSeq and is a predicted model, not a curated record.
AAAAGAGGCAAACACGGUCAUUUGGCGAAAUGUCGAAAUUGCCUGGAGCGAGCGAGGUUGACUGACUUGGCAUAUUCAUAUUUCCAUAUUCUGGAGUGUUUUUUCAGUUUCGCUAUUCCACUGUGUGCUCUCUGUGUGGUGUGGUCGCUCACUGCAACAACAACAACAACGAACGCCAACGCAAACGCAAACGCGAAUAAGAGCGAGAACAUUCUCUUCAGCUCAACCCUUUUCUUUUUCGAUGGCUAAUCGGCACACGAUUAUUCUAAUGCAGACCUCGCAGAACAGAGCAACUAGGACGUUCAUGGAUUAUGAAUCCAUAACUCAGGCCAUGGAUGGCAUAUGUGCACUGUAUGAAAGGAAACUGAAGGAGUUGAAUCCGGCUAUCAGAAAUCUCUCUUAUGACAUUACUGAUCUCUACAACUUCAUAGAUGGUCUUGCGGACAUGAGUGCCCUAGUGUAUGAUAGUUCAAUUCACGCUUACUUGCCGCAUGAUCGACUGUGGAUCAAGCAACGAACAUUCCAACAUUUGAAGAAAUUAGCACACUGAUUAACCCCUAAACUAUUGGCAAUUUAAUGUAAAGAAAAUCGCAAAGGCUCGACCUUUCUGUUAUGUGGGCUAUGCUCCGUUGGCUACGUAAUAUGAAUACUGCAAAUGCUGGCACGUAAUUAUAAUAUCAACAGCUGGUACUGCUUUAGUUUCAUAAACAAAUGAUUGUCGUCGGCUUGGUUAUUCUACCUUCUAUGUCUAGAAGACUGUCUUUUUUAAAGAUCAUCUUGUAGUUGUAACAUUAAAUAGUAAGUUGCACUGUUGAGUUACCUAUCCACACAUUAUGAUUCACAAGGUCUUAUGAAUGCUAGUUUUGCGAGUUUGUAUUCCACAUGACUAA